AUGCAAAUGUUACAUGAAAAAGGAUUAUUAUAUGUAAAUUUGACUUGCAAAAAAUCUGAAUUAUGCGUCUCAAAUUCAUGUGAGCAAACGAAAAAACUGGCUACAACUAUCACUAAAGCAAUUGAUAAUAAUAAGAAAGGAGUUAAUGGUAAACGAAGAAUUCUUUCAAUAAUUGCUGAGGAUUAUAGUUUAGAACAAUUGAAAAUACUAAAUGUAAGUAUACAGAUUGCUAAAAUAAUCUCUGCUCCAUUAGAAAAACCUGAACCAGAAUUUGAUACUCAUACAACGCCAAAAGCUCAAUGGUCUAUACCAGUGCCAAAUAUUUUAGGUAUCAAACCUAAUCGAUUACGUAUUACUCAACUUCAUGACGAACUAAAUAGAUAUAAAGCAUUACGUGAAAAACAAAAGUUUGGUAAAAAAGGUGGUGAUAAAAGAAUUCUAAAGGAAGUUGUUGAGUUAUUGAAAGGUUAUUUCCAUAGCGGAAAUACACCUGGUAAGUCACAUUUAUCAGCUGAAGAUAUGAUGAAAGAAUUACAUAUGGCUGCAGAAAUGGGAUAUUUGGCAAAAGAAAAAAUACCACAGAAAGUUGAUACAAUUAGAGGGUGGAUCUCAAGAUAUUCAGCGCAUAUAAAGGCGGAAGCAGCAAAAAAAGCAUUAACUACCAGUG
Funneliformis caledonium is the source of this 667-nucleotide messenger RNA. The record is from the annotation of a GenBank genome assembly. NCBI's taxonomy places the organism in Eukaryota, Fungi, Glomeromycota, Glomeromycetes, Glomerales, Glomeraceae.